This is a messenger RNA of Trichomonas vaginalis G3, 1005 nucleotides long. Its product is annotated as lipoteichoic acid synthase family. The transcript has a single exon. Bases 1 to 1005 code for a protein of 334 amino acids. NCBI's taxonomy places the organism in Eukaryota, Parabasalia, Trichomonadida, Trichomonadidae. The record is from RefSeq and is a predicted model, not a curated record.
AUGGAAACAAUGUAUCUAUCAAAGGAAAAUGGAGGACUUAGUAAUGUAACACUUCUUCCAUAUUUAGAAGGUUUGAUGAAAGAUAAAGAAAAUACCGUAACAUUUUCAAAUUUGAAUGAUAAAUUUGGUGGACACAUAACUCUUAAACGUUCCUCAUUUACUGUUGCUGCAACAGUUGGUACAAUAUGUGGUUAUCCAUAUUUAGAUGAAUCUUUUUAUGAAAAAAUGCAUUGUUUACCUUCGAUAUUGCAUGAUUUUGGAUAUGAACUUCAUAUGAUAAAAGGAACAUCAAUUACAGAUUGGGGUGUUGGAAGAAUGUUUGCUGCACAUCAUUUUGAUAAUUUAACUUUGAAAGAUGAUAUCGUGCCUAAUACAAAAGAGAAUUGGCUAAAUGAUCAUUUAACGUGGAUGAAAUAUCGAGAAGAUUUGGAUAAGUUAGGAAAACUUAAUAAACCAUUUUAUUCACAUUUCUUCACUUUAGAUUCACACGAACCUGGUAUGAAAUGUCCUUAUUGUCCAAAAGAUGGAACUGUUCAAGAGAAUGCUGUUAGAUGUGUUGAUAAUCAUGUGAAAUCUUUCAUGGAAUGGGCAAAAGAUCAAAGCUGGUAUAAUAAUACAUUAUUUGUUUUAGUUGGUGAUCAUUUAGUUCGAGGAUUUGGUUAUAAAGAAAGAGCAGAAGCAAAUCAUUAUUCAAGAAGAUCAGUUAAUAUAUUUUAUCAUUCAGAAAUUAAGCCAUUAAAAGCAACAAAUAGAGAAUAUUCAAUAUUGGAUUAUUUCCCAACAAUUUUAGCUGCAGCAGGAUUCAAAAUUAAAAAAGAUCAGCUCGGAGUUGGAGUUAAUUUGUUUUCUAACAAGAAAACAAAAUUGGAAGAAUAUGGACUUGAUACUCUCCAAACAAACUUAGAAUCAACAAUUAAGUUUUAUAAUGAAAUAGUUUUAGGAAAACCUAAAGAAUGUCGUUUUAAUGAACCUUGUAUAGAUGUUAAAAUUACCCAAAUGAUCUAG